GAGCACGUGACUCUCCUCUGUGGAAAACAUGGCUGCGCCCUGUGCCGCUCAAUGCUUUUACAGAUCAGGUGGUUCAGGGCUGUUACAGAGAGUAGCACAGCUGCCUCGCUACAACAGGAGCUCAUCUGGUGCCCAGUGCCCACCACGCCGAUCCUACUUCUGGAGGAAGUCAAAAAAUUCCCAUUGUGUGGUGCGGCCUGCCAUUGUGCGCCCUUCCUAUGCUGUACCCAAGCACAUCCAGAGGCCCGACUAUGUGUCAUCCAGCACAGUGCCUGAGUGGCCAGAUUACAUAGAGAUUAAAGAUGAGGAGCAAAUCCAGGGAUUACGAAGAGCAUGUCAGCUUGCAAGACACAUACUGCUGUUGGCUGGAAAUAGUUUGAAGGUUGGUAUGACAACAGACGAAAUAGACUUUAUUGUCCAUCAGGAAGCGAUCCGUCACAAUGCCUACCCCUCUCCUUUAAACUAUGGGGGCUUUCCAAAGUCAGUCUGUACUUCUGUAAAUAAUGUAGUAUGCCAUGGCAUUCCAGACAGUCGGCCAUUGCAAAAUGGAGAUAUCAUCAAUAUAGAUGUCACUGUUUAUCUGGAGGGUUACCAUGGUGACACCUCAGAAACAUUUCUGAUUGGCUCAGUAGAUGAACAGGGGAGGAAGUUAGUGGAUGUGGCUCGACAGUGCAGAGAUCAGGCCAUCGCUGCCUGUGGACUGGGAAAACCUUUGUGUGUGAUUGGCAACACUAUAAGCAAUAUAGCUAAUUCAAAUGGGUUCCGCGUGUGUCCAUAUUUUAUCGGUCAUGGGAUAGGAACGUAUUUUCAUGGUCAUCCAGAGAUAUGGCAUCAUGCAAAUGACAAUGACCUACAGAUGGAAGAGGGCAUGUCCUUCACCAUAGAACCCAUUCUUAUGGAGGGAUCCUCAGAAUUCAAGAUCUUGAGUGACAAGUGGACUGCUGUAUCUGUGGAUGACAAAAGAUCAGCACAAUUUGAGCACACGGUUGUCAUCACCUGCGAUGGUGUGGAGAUUCUGACUAAACUACCAGAUGAAGAUUGACUGGACAACAAUUAUGGAACAUCUGGAACAGGGUGUAUGUGUUUCUGUAUGUAGGAGAGACUUGAAAAUUGGUGUGUAUGUGUGAGACUGAUACUAGUGUUUAGAAUUACAGAAACAAAAAGUUUUUUAAUAAAUGUGUCUCCUUACCUCUUUUCUUUUCUUUCUUAUUUUAAAGUAGCUUGACGAAGGUCUUUGAGAAACCACUGAGUAUCCCCACCAUAGAGCUGUUCAGUCAAUUUGUCAAUUUGUAGGUGAACCCAGAAGGCUAAUUAGCAGCAGAGUUCCCUCUGAAAUUUCCUAUGAGUUUUUAUAAUGGGAUUUUUCAAUUUUGAGCAAAAUAAGGUCUGCGGUAAACUACUUGAAGAUACGUUUUUUUCUACAACAUAAAUUACAGUCAUACCUCCAAUGUGAAUUUUGAAGCCCCCGUGUUUUCAAAAAAUGUACACACACUCUGCACUUUAUUAGGUACACCUGUACACCUACUUAUUCAUGAGAUUAUCUAAUCUGCCAAUCAUGUGGCAGCAGUGCAUAGAAUCAUGCAGAAAAGGGUCAGGAACUUCAGUUAAUGUUCACAUCAACCAUCAGAAUGGGGGAAAAAUGUGAUCAACUGUGGCAUGAUUGUUGGUGCCAGACAGGCUGGUUUGAGUAUUUCUGUAACUGCUGAUCUCCUGGGAUUUUCAUGCACAACAGUCUCUAGAGUUUACACAGAUGGUGCCAAAAACCAAAAACAUCCAGUAAGCGGCAGUUCUGUGGAUGGAAAUGCCUUGUUGAUGGAGAGGUCAACAGAGAAUGGGCAGACUGGUUUGAGCUGACAGAAAGGCUACAGUAACUCAGAUAACCACUUUGCAUAAUUGUAGUGAGCAGAAUACAACACGUCGAACCUUGAGGCGGAUGGGCUACAACAGUAGAAGACCACGUCUGGCAUUUUAUUAGGACUACAGCUAUAAAUUUACGUGCCUGACGAAACGGAAAACCCUUGUAGUCCAUAUAGCAACAUGUAGCAACAUACUUUAAAAUCCAAAAAAACAAACAAAAAACAAAAGUGGAUUCAAAAUUCAAAAGUGUGUAAUUUAUGCUGUAGAACAAAAUGUCCAAGUAUCCUUAAGAAAUGUUUACCACAAACCUUAUUUUAUUAAUAAAUCCAAAACUGCCAUUAUAAAAGUCCACAGAAAAAUGCAUAGGGAUCCCAUGGCUUAAAAAUGCUAAUUUUCUUCUGGGGUUUUGGACUACAACCUGAACAGCUCUAUUGUUUUGGGCUUUUAGGCCUAUCUUGAAUUAAUGGGGUUAAUUUAAUUCAUGGUGGUGGUGUAAUGACUUUCAAAAUCUCUUCCCCAUACAAAACUUUCGUUUAUGAUGUCAUCUUUGACUGAACUCAUUGAAAGCGCAAGGAAUGAAAUGUCAUUAUGUCUUAUUAUUGUGGGUUUCUCCGUACACCACAAUAUUACUCCACAGUAAUGUACUUAGCCUUGUAAAUUCUCUCUAGAGAUGAUUAUAUUUAUGGAGCAUGGGUUACCGAAUAAGCCAUGUGUAGUGUAUCAAGAAUACACUGUAAUCAUAUCUGCUACACAACAUCAUUCGCAAACUGCUAAUGAUGUCUGACAUUUGACUGAGCGUUUGAAUUCUGCUGUCUGAUGAGCUCCUUUAGGCUAUACUCAAUGAGGGUAGCAAUGUGUUCAUAGCCUACAUUCCCACAGCUAAUCAUAUAAAGGAUGUUUUGAUGGGAAUAAAGAAAAAUAAAUGUUAUUUAAAUAUAGAAAAGGAAAAAUAGGCUACAUUUGAAAAAUAAUCGAUGGAAUUAAUUUAUGUCUGCAGCAUAGGGUACAAAGGGACAAGAGGCCCCCCGGUGUAGAAGGCACAUUUGAUUUGAUUUUCUCCCAAAAUACUAAAUUGCAAAAACCACCAUAGCACUUUCCUUAACACUUUAUGCACUGCUAAAUUUUCCUCAUCCAUGCGGUCAUUGCGUGCAGUGUCUAAAGUUGGAUUUUGAGGUCAUUUGAUCUAACAUUUAAUAACUUUUAAAAACGAGAAUCCCUGAAAUUGUCAUGUACUUUGAGACAAAAUACUUACUUGGCAUUUUCAGGUUAUUAAAUCAAAGGUUUUUCAAAAACUUUCCAACGCUCAUAAAAAAAGGUACUAAAGUUUAAGGUACCACUGGGGUAGGGACCUUUUUUGUACCUUAAGAUUUUUGUACUCUUUUUUUUUUUUUUUUUUUUUUUUGGUAAUUGUACACUAAGGACCUAGGUGCAUUGAUAUGUUUUGUUCCUAUUGAAAAAAACAUAAAUUUACAUUUUUACUUCCAUUUUUGUCUCUUAAACGGUACAAAGUACUCAAAACAAGGGUACCACUCCAGUGACUCCUUUGUACCUACAACAGUACCUAUUUUCUGAGAGUGAAUAAGUGAAAUAUUUGGGGUAAAUCGCCCCCUUUGUUGCAGGGAAUAAAGGCCCACAUAAGAGACAUUAGACAUUUUUCUUAUGUGGGGUGAAUUAUUUUGUUAUGAAAAAUGUUAAAAGUGGGCUCACACUGACUGAUCCAAUAACAAUGGACAUUCAUUUGUUUAUAGAAUACUUGAUGUUAUGAAAUGCUAAAUGUGAUUGAAAUUAACAGGAAAUGUUGCACUCUUUUUUUGAAGUGGCUAUUUUGAAUAAGCAUCAUCAUAAUUUGUUAUUCAAAAAAGCAUCUUGCAGUCUCAAAAAUUUUUGCACAAUCUGACAAAUGUUGCCCUAUAUCUAUUGUCCUACAUCUAUAUCACUAUAACCCACCAGGGACCCUUUUACCCCAAGUGUGGG
Messenger RNA from Myxocyprinus asiaticus (Chinese sucker), 3831 nucleotides. RefSeq names its product methionine aminopeptidase 1D, mitochondrial. NCBI's taxonomy places the organism in Eukaryota, Metazoa, Chordata, Actinopteri, Cypriniformes, Catostomidae. Gene Ontology annotation, molecular function: metalloaminopeptidase activity. The transcript has 10 exons. Gene Ontology annotation, biological process: proteolysis. Bases 29 to 1042 code for a protein of 337 amino acids. The record is from RefSeq and is a predicted model, not a curated record.